Messenger RNA from Chaetomium strumarium, 1219 nucleotides. RefSeq names its product mitochondrial glycoprotein. NCBI's taxonomy places the organism in Eukaryota, Fungi, Ascomycota, Sordariomycetes, Sordariales, Chaetomiaceae. The transcript is spliced from 2 exons. Bases 133 to 1029 code for a protein of 298 amino acids. Gene Ontology annotation, cellular component: mitochondrial matrix. Gene Ontology annotation, biological process: cytosolic ribosome assembly. The record is from RefSeq and is a predicted model, not a curated record.
CCAAACCUCACCUUGCUUCAUCCUUCCCCCCAUAUCCCUCGAGGUCUCCAAUCUUGUCCGUAGCUGACCCGGGAGAAUCCAUUGUCUUUGGCGUUCUGUUGAAUUGAAGAUACACAACGAAACUGGAUAAAGAUGAUGUCCCUCCGGACGAUCACGCGCUCUGCGCCCAGAACUCUGGCCCGCGCCGCCACCACAGCAUCCAUCUCGCGUUGCCAGCGGACAAGCAGCAGCAUCCUAAGAGCCCGCCCUACGUCGUUCCUGCGCACGCAACAGGUGUCUGCCUUCUCAACAUCACUCUUCAGGGCAGCCCCGGCUGGCGAGGUGGACGAGGAGCUAUCAGCCAAGCUGGCCAGCGAGAUCGAGUUUGAGAACGAUGUCAAGGAGAACGAGCCACUGCCGGCCAGCGUCAAGGACUUCCUCGAGAACAGCCCGUUCAAGCUUGAGGAUAUCCCAGGCCAGGAGGAUGUCACGCUGACCCGGACUUUUGGUGAUGAGAAGAUCACUGUCUCCUUCUCCAUCGCGGACCUGCACAACUACGAACCGGACAUGAUGGAGGACCAGGCCAUGGAGGACGAGCUGGACGACAUCGAGGCCGGGAGCACCUCUCAGAGUCAGCGGGGCGCUGACGACCUUGCGCAGGAGGCUAACGAGGACCUGGAGGCGGGUGCAGACGAGGCCGCCGUACCGGUUCGCCUCAACGUCGUUAUUGAGAAGCCGGGUAAGGGGGCACUGAACAUCGAGGCGCUCGCGCAGGACGGUGCCAUCAUCGUCGAGAACCUCUACUACUACAACGACCCCAAGCUUGCCCACAGCACCGACGCCAAUGCCGUGCACGCGGCGCAGAGCACCUACCCUGGCCCACCGUUCGGCAGCCUCGAUGAGGAUCUCCAGAUCCUGAUGGAGCGCUACCUCGAAGAGCGCGGCAUCACGCAGGCGCUGGCUCUGUUUGCGCCGGACUACAUGGAUGUCAAGGAGCAGCGGGAGUACAUGGCUUGGCUGAAGAACGUCAAGUCCUUCGUCGAUGCCUAAGUGGAGGGUUGAGAGUCUUGGGAGGGAGGCCGGAUGGGUCUUUGUGCGAUAUGACUGUAUAUUUACUUUGCCACUCUAGGAGAAGCCAAUGAGUGUACGAUAGGUAGUUGCAGACGGCCUGGAUGAUAUUCUCCUCAUGAUAAUAAACUGUCUAAAGAGCAAAGGGCACAAUACCCGGCGCAUAUCGCUC